GAACGGCUGGGUGUGACACGUGACAGCGGCGCGGGGAUUCCGAACGGAGCAGCCGGAGGCACCUCAGGAGAGGAACCAUGCCCAGGAUCACUGUGAACGGGAUCACAGUGGAUUUCCCCUUCCAGCCCUACCCAUGCCAGGAAGCCUACAUGGCCAAGGUGCUGGAAUGCCUGCAAAAGAAGGUAAAUGGCAUUUUGGAGAGCCCCACAGGCACAGGGAAGACCCUGUGCCUGCUGUGUUCCACCCUGGCCUGGCGGGAGCACUUCAAGGACACCAUCUCAGCCCGGAAAAUCGCGCAGCGCAUGAACGGCGUGGAGCUCUUCCCUGACAGACCUGUGUCCUCCUGGGGCACUGCUGCCACAGAUGGAGAUGUCCCAGCUUAUUACACUGACAUUCCAAAAAUAAUUUAUGCCUCCAGGACUCACUCCCAGCUUACACAGGUCAUUAAUGAGCUAAAGAACACAGUGUACAGGCCAAAGGUGUGUGUGCUGGGGUCCAGGGAGCAGCUCUGCAUCAAUCCUGAAGUGAAGCGACAGGAGAGCAACCACAUGCAGAUCUACAUGUGCAGAAUGAAAGUGAUGGCUCGUGCUUGUCAUUUCUAUAACAAUGUGGAAGAAAAGAGUACAGAGAAAGAACUCAUUGAAUCAAUCAUGGAUAUUGAAGACUUGGUUAAAAAUGGAAACAAGCACAGAUCUUGUCCUUAUUAUCUCUCUCGAAGCCUGAAGCAACAAGCAGACAUUAUUUUUAUGCCUUACAACUAUUUACUAGACUCAAAGAGCAGGAAAUCCCACAACUUGGACCUGAAGGGGACUGUGGUGAUACUCGAUGAAGCUCACAAUGUGGAGAAAUUGUGUGAGGAGUCCUCUUCUUUUGACUUGACUCCCUACGAUCUGGCUUCAGCAAUGGAUGCAAUAAAUAUUGUCCUGGAGGAGCAAGCCAAAGUGGUUCAACAGAAUGAAAUCAAUGCUGAAUUCAACAUGGAGUUGGCCAGUUCAGGACUGAACAUGGAACUGGAAGAUAUAGCAAAGAUCAAGAAAAUUCUUCUUCAGCUUGAAAGUGCUAUUGAUGCAGUGGAGCUGCCAGCAAAUGGCAAUGGAGUCACCAAAGAGGGAAGCUACAUCUUUGAUCUGUUUGCAGAGGCCCAAAUAACACUGCAGACCAAAUGCUCCCUCUUGGAGUCACUGGAGCAGAUUUUACAGUUUCUUUCAGGCCGUACUGGGAUAUUUGUCAAUACAUCUGGAUUGCAUAAGGUCUCAGAUAUUAUCCAGACAGUGUUCAGCAUGGAUCCCCCAGAAGGAGUCACAACAGGGUUCCUGCCACAUCAGGCAGUAUCUAAAUAUUACAAGGUACAUAUUCAUGUGGAUAAUGGUAAUCAGAAAAAGAAACAAAGGACAGAUCUCUGGAACUCAUCAUCUUCAAAAAAACAAGGGAAGACUUUAAGCUAUUGGUGUUUCAGCCCUGGGUACAGCAUGCACGAGCUCGUUCGACAGGGAGUCAGGACAAUCAUCCUCACCAGUGGGACCCUCUCCCCCCUCUCAUCAUUUACAAUGGAAAUGCAGAUCCCUUUUCCUGUUUGCCUGGAAAAUCCUCAUGUAAUUGAUAAACACCAGCUCUGGGUUGGGAUCAUUCCAAAGGGACCUGAUGGAACUGUGCUUACUUCCACCUAUGAAAGAAGGUUUUCAGAGGAUUAUUUAUCUUCUCUGGGGAAAACAAUUGGUAAUCUUGUGAGAGUUGUGCCACAUGGGCUGUUGGUGUUCUUCCCAUCGUAUCCUGUCAUGGAUAAGAGCCUGGAAUAUUGGAGAGAGCAUGAUUUUGCCAAAAGAAUUGAAGAAGUGAAGCCGAUGUUUGUGGAACCCAGGAACAAAGGAAGCUUUUCAGAGGUUAUUGGUGCCUACUAUGAUAAAGUUGCCUGUCCUAAAUCCAAUGGAGCUGCUUUUUUGGCAGUGUGUCGGGGCAAGGCCAGUGAAGGCUUGGACUUUGCAGACAUAAAUGGACGAGGAGUCAUCAUUACUGGGCUUCCGUUUCCCCCUCGUAUGGAGCCCAGAGUCAUUUUAAAGAUGCAAUUCCUGGAUGAGAUGAGGAGAAGUGGUGCAGGUGCACAGUAUCUGUCUGGGCGUGAGUGGUACAGUCAGCAAGCGUCCCGGGCUGUCAACCAGGCCAUCGGCCGGGUCAUCAGGCACCGCCAGGACUACGGGGCCAUCUUCCUGUGUGACCACAGGUUCACAACUUGUGAUGUCAGGGGCAAACUGCCUUCGUGGGUCCGUCCCUACGUGAACGUUUAUGACAACUUCGGGCACGCGGUCAGAAGUGUCUCCCUCUUCUUCCGUGUUGCUCAAGAAAUUAUGCCCCUACCCCUGCCUCAGUGCCCUCCUGGACAUGCUGGUUCCCUAAGUGAAAGCAAUGCAGCACCAUCUACUUCAUCUGAGCAGAUCCUCUCCCUGCAAAAAGCUAAAAACCUGGAUGACCAUGUUCCAAGUUUGAAGAGGAAAAGGAAAGUAAAUGGAGAUGGAGCACCCAGCCUGUGUGUGGAAUAUGAACAAGAGUUUGUCUCGCCCCGAAGAAAAUGCGUUGGGCUCUUGGAUGCCUUGGAGCGCAGUGAGAAGGGCAAUGAAGAUGCAGAGGAGGAAACUGAUUUGCCAGGAGAGGAAGAGGCACAUCGGCUGUCCACACUUUCCCUUCAGUAUGAGAAGAGAUUAACAGAUGAGCAGAAAGGAGGAAGGAAGAAAAUAAAGCUAGUCAGCAAUACAGAAUUUUUCCUGAAGCUGUCUGUUUUGUCAGGGGGCAAGCAGGAGCGGAGAGCGGAGCCGGCGGAGCCCAAGAAGGCGCGAGCCACGUUUUACAUCGCCACUGUGAAGGACACCCUGAGCCAGCAGAACUAUGAGCUCUUCUCCAAGGCUCUGCAGCAGUACAAGAAGACAGAUGACUUCCAUGCCAUGCUGUCCCAGAUGAGCUCCCUCUUUGCAGAGGAUGAAAAAAAGCACGUCUUGCUGCGAGAUUUUUACCAGUUUGUCCGACCCCAGCAUAAAAAGCAGUUUGAUGAAGCGUGCUACAAUCUGACUGGAGUGGGCUGUGGCUACAAACCUGAGCACAGCCUCCCACGGGAGGAGAGGGAGAUCCUGGCCAAGAGAAUGGAAGAAAAACAGAGCCAGCAGAAAAGUACAUUCUCCAAGGCCUCGUGUGCUCAGCUGAACCCAGGGCUCCACCUGAACCAAGGAGGAUCCCACUUGGCAACAGGACUGAAUAGUGCAGGGCAGAAUGCCAGUGCAGCUCCAAGGAAAGAGGCUGAAAAGGCUCCAGGCUCCAGGAGAGAGCAUCACCAGGCCCUCAGGACUGCCUAUCUCAGUGAUGUGCAGAGGGCUUUGGACAAAGGCAGCUACAGCCAGUUCUACCAGGCUCUGCUGGCUUACAAGAAGACAGAUAAUUACGAUGCCAUGGUGUCGGUGGUGGCAGCCCUCACCACCGAGAGGCCACAGGACUUUCAUCUCCUACAAAGGUUUUACAUGUUCGUGCGUCCUCACCACAAAGAGCAGUUCAGAGAGCUGUGUAAGGGUUUGACUGGAAUGGUCUGUGGUGAUGGAGAGAAGCAGCUGCAACAGUUGGAGCAAAGUGAAGGGAAACCCCAGAGCUUGGAGAGCUGCACAAAAGGAAUCGGCCACAUGCAAGACGCAGCCCCUUCUAAGAGUGGGGCACCAGAAAAAAUUCAGAGUAAGAUCUCCUCCUUCUGCUUCAGCCAGAAAAGUGAACUUGAGUUGCCAAAGACUGAAGUGUCCAAAGAAACCAAUAAUGUGAGAGCCCCCACAGACUCUGGAGUUGUGCCCAUCUUUCCCCUAGAGAUGGAACCAGAGUAUGGUGGUGAGGAAGUGCCCCAGGUGCCACAGUGAUGUGAAGAGGCAGCGAUUAAUCCAAGUUUUCUUCUGGUCCUGAUGCCACCCACAGAAAGGGCAGGAAGCCCUUUGUGCCAGCAGAAGGCAGAGGCUGUGCUCUGGCUCUUGCUGAGCAGGAGCAGGAUGGAGGUUCCUUUAAAUCCCUGUGAUCCUUGUCUCUGGACUGGGAGCUGAGCACCAGCACAGAUCAUUUUCCAGCAAAGGUGGCCAAGUCUGAAAGGUCUUACUGCAGGAGACAAAGCAGAAUGUUGUCCUCUGUUAGAACUAAGGAAGUUAAUUUUUUAUGUAUUUUAUCCCCUGAAUUCUCCUGUGGCCACUCUUAGGCUGAAAUUUUAUAUCCUGGAGGCAGCUGUCAUUUUAUGGGCCCUUCAGGUAAUACCAAAUCAUGGAAAAACCCCAGGAAUGCUCCUACAAUGGAACUGAGCUGGCUGAGGAUGCCAGAUUACCCAUCCCUAACCCACUAGUGUUCCUGGAAGAGGUGAUUCACAUCCACUCUUUGGGGUUUGGCAGCAGCCAUUGUCUCCAGCAGCAGAAGACACUGAAAGGAUCAUUUUUUACAGAUUUUUUACAGAAUUCCACAGUGGAUAGUGAGCAGAAGCUCCUCUCACCUGCAGUGCAUCCCAAAGCCUGAUCCCAUCAUCCACCAUGGUGGGAUCUUCUGGAACAUGCUUCUAAGGGGCUUUAUUCUUCACUCAGUGCUGGUAUUUCCAUGUGCCUGUGCUACCUGAUUUGCUUUCCAAGAAGAAAGAUCUAAAUGUUUUAAAACUUUUACAUUAAUCAAGUUAGAUGUGUUAAAAAAAAUUCCUUAAUAUUUCCACUCUCUGUGAGUAGUGGAUAUAAGUGGUUAACCUAAAAAGUUAUAUCAGUUUUAAAUCUUCUGUAACUGCUGUAAAUUAGGCUGUAAAAUAAAACAAUUUUGUCUAACUUUUAUUUGGUUAUAUUAAAAAAACAGGAAUUAAAAAAAACCAAACAGAUAUAAAAACAUUGGCUAUCGAGUCCUAAUGGCCCUGGUAGGAGCAAGUGGAAAGGCUGUACU
This is a messenger RNA of Pyrgilauda ruficollis (rufous-necked snowfinch), 4920 nucleotides long. It is a transcript of the gene RTEL1, whose product is annotated as regulator of telomere elongation helicase 1. Gene Ontology annotation, molecular function: DNA binding; DNA helicase activity; hydrolase activity, acting on acid anhydrides, in phosphorus-containing anhydrides. The coding region runs from base 78 to 3881 and encodes 1267 amino acids. Gene Ontology annotation, biological process: regulation of double-strand break repair via homologous recombination; negative regulation of t-circle formation; DNA repair. The transcript has 36 exons. NCBI's taxonomy places the organism in Eukaryota, Metazoa, Chordata, Aves, Passeriformes, Passeridae. Gene Ontology annotation, cellular component: nucleus. The record is from RefSeq and is a predicted model, not a curated record.